GCGCAUGCGCGCACUUGGAGCAGAAUGUUGAGCGAAACGGAGUAGAGGAGACGCACGGACAGCAACGGAUAUUUACAGCCUGUGCUUCCCCCCCCCCUUUAGCUUAGUCCGAACGCGUGUUAAAAUCAGAGUGCAAUAGGUUUAACGAUGACGGAGCCCCAGUCCGCGCUGUUGCUCAGGAGACAGCUGGCAGAAUUAAAUAAAAAUCCAGUUGAAGGCUUCUCUGCAGGGCUGAUAGAUGAUAAUGACCUCUACAGAUGGGAAGUGCUAAUCAUUGGUCCUCCUGAUACACUUUAUGAAGGCGGAGUGUUUAAAGCCCAUCUCACAUUUCCCAAAGACUAUCCUCUCAGGCCUCCCAAAAUGAAAUUUAUUACAGAAAUAUGGCACCCAAAUGUUGACAAGAGCGGCGAUGUUUGUAUUUCUAUAUUGCACGAGCCAGGGGAGGACAAAUACGGCUACGAAAAGCCAGAGGAACGUUGGCUUCCCAUUCACACGGUGGAAACCAUCAUGAUUAGCGUCAUCUCUAUGCUAGCUGAUCCUAAUGGAGAGUCUCCUGCUAAUGUGGACGCAGCAAAAGAGUGGAGGGAGGACCGACAUGGUGAAUUCAAGAGGAAAGUUGCCCGUUGUGUACGAAAGAGUCAAGAGACGGCUUUUGACUGAUAUUCAUCCAGCAGCUUGUAGCGUCACAAUUUUCAGGGUAUCCAGUCGAGAAACAACAUGGCACUGUUUUCCUGCACUCUACCACCCUAUUGCCGGAUUCUUCUUGAUUGAGCGUUGGCAGAAACAAGCUGGCAUCAAUACGCUGCAAUAGAACAAUAACGGCUCGUACAGAUAUGGACGGAACGUGCCAAGCAAAUGCCAACAUCCAAAAAAAAGAGAGAGAAAAACCAUAACAUAAGAUGAUUACACAUUUUUACGCAAGUUUAUGAACUGAUACAACAUUCAGGAAAGAAAUUGUAAAGACCUGUAAAUAGCACAGACAUAAAACCGGAUAAUAUAUAAGACUCCUCGUAUCCAUCCAGCGAAACACUUAGUACCAAAUAAAUAGCGCUUUCUGUAGGUAGAAUUUGAGUCCUGUAAAAAAGAAAAAGAGAAAUCCUAAAAACCCAAAACAGUUCAUUUUCCCUUUUCUUCCCCAUAGCAGCUUCUCAUGUAGUGCUCAUCAGUUCUUUUACAGGCCACGUCUAAGGAGAUGCGUAGCAAUGAAAAGGGCCUUUUUCCCUCCUUCUUGCAGAUUUUCAUUGUUUAUGAGCCUCACAUUGACAAAGUAGAAAGAAACAAGCCUGAAAGGUGUGUGCGCGCGCUUUGAUCGGCAUGUGUUACUUGAGGGAGGGUUUGGUGGGAGGGAGGGUAGUUUGCGCUAUUGGUGUUCAUGGUUUGGACACUGACUUGGCGAGAAUUGAAGAGAGAAAUUUAUUGUAUAAUGUAAAGUAUGGAAAAUUAUGAUUUCUGCAACAAUCAGUAAGCAGUUGGAUUGGUUUUAACAUUAGGGGUGGGGUGGGGCUUGGACUGGGGGGGGGGGCAAGUCCUUGAUUUGGCUCUAGAGAAGUACUGCUAAACAGUCCUGCACCUGUGCAUGGUUCUGCAGUGAAUUUUCAACAAAGGGACAGUUGACAAGGAAACCCAUCAGAUGUGAUACCUGCAUGUUUAAGCUCAUAGGUUUUAGUUUUUUUUUUUUUUUUUUUUUUUUUUUUCAAAAGUGCCUCCAAUUGAAAUUGCUUGGCUUGUUGCACCUCCUGCAUUGGAUCCAGAGCUCAAAACGGGGGAUGUUGAGAAAUCUUCCUGUGCUCUUCCAGGCUUGUCUCAAUGUUUUUUGUUUUUCUUUUGUUUUUUUUUCUCUCUUUUUACUUAUUUGUACCAGCAGUAAUGUAUUAUUAAAGAUAAUUUGGUGUAGCAAUAACGGCCCCUUUUCCCACCUGUGUGAGUAGUGUGUUCUGUUUCACGAAUUUGUCAAGUUUCAAUAUUUAGAAAAGGUUAGUAACAGGAAAAAGAGUUAUGCAUAAACAUUUGCCCAUUAUUGAAGGGAAUUCCUUUCCCGAGCAGGGUAUGUGUCUGGCCUUUGAUAGAAUUCGGUAAGCAUGCUUUAACUGCAGGUUUCUCACGAGCAGUUUGUUGAAUUAUGUUUAGAAGGUGUGUGUGUGUGUUUCACCAUCCUGCUACUUCCCACAACCCAUUGCUCUCCGUUUAAUUUUAUUCCUGCUCUACAGACUACUGCAGUUCUCUUGCCUAAUGUACAAAGACAAAAUACUGAUGUAUAUUUUUCAUGUUAUGGAAGUUGUCUCCUCUAGUGAAUUCUUCUAAAAUAUAAUUUUUUUCCAAUA
This is a messenger RNA of Clarias gariepinus (North African catfish), 2321 nucleotides long. RefSeq names its product ubiquitin-conjugating enzyme E2G 1a (UBC7 homolog, yeast) (gene ube2g1a). Gene Ontology annotation, biological process: protein polyubiquitination; proteasome-mediated ubiquitin-dependent protein catabolic process. The transcript is spliced from 6 exons. NCBI's taxonomy places the organism in Eukaryota, Metazoa, Chordata, Actinopteri, Siluriformes, Clariidae. Gene Ontology annotation, molecular function: ubiquitin conjugating enzyme activity. The record is from RefSeq and is a predicted model, not a curated record. The coding region runs from base 148 to 660 and encodes 170 amino acids.